Nyctereutes procyonoides (raccoon dog) is the source of this 8223-nucleotide messenger RNA. It is a transcript of the gene GRK3, whose product is annotated as G protein-coupled receptor kinase 3. The transcript has 21 exons. The coding region runs from base 378 to 2318 and encodes 646 amino acids. The record is from RefSeq and is a predicted model, not a curated record. Gene Ontology annotation, molecular function: ATP binding; G protein-coupled receptor kinase activity; G protein-coupled receptor binding. NCBI's taxonomy places the organism in Eukaryota, Metazoa, Chordata, Mammalia, Carnivora, Canidae. Gene Ontology annotation, biological process: G protein-coupled receptor signaling pathway; regulation of signal transduction; protein phosphorylation.
UUUUUUUUUUAAUUUUUAAAAGGACUUUAUUUAUCUGACAGACCGAAGGAGAGAGCACAAGCAGGGGGAACGGGAGAGGGAGAAGCGGGUUCCCUGCUGAGCAGGAAGUCUGACGGGGGCUGGAUCCCAGGACCCUGAGAUCAUGACCCGAGCCAAAGGCAGCCACUUCACCCACUGAGUCAGCCAGGCACCCCUUAAGGGGGAUUAAAAAAAGAGUAAUUAAUUCCCAGUGCAGGUCAUCUGAGGACUUCCCGAGCGUCCUUUAACAACCACUGCAGCCCGAGCGAGCGCCACAUGGGUUCUGAACUGGACCCAUGUGCACCGCUGUGGAAAAAUGAGAAGCAAAUGAGAACCUCGGGCUGGGUAUCCGGAGUGUGAUGCAGAAGUAUCUUCAGGAGAGAAAUGAAAUCACCUUUGACAAGAUUUUUAAUCAGAAAAUUGGUUUCUUGCUAUUUAAAGAUUUUUGUUUGAAUGAAAUUAAUGAAGCUGUACCUCAGGUGAAGUUUUAUGAAGAGAUAAAAGAAUACGAGAAGCUAGAGAACGAGGAAGAUCGCCUUUGCAGAAGCCGGCAAAUUUACGACACCUACAUCAUGAAGGAGCUGCUGUCUUGUUCACACCCAUUCUCAAAGCAAGCCGUAGAACAUGUACAAAGUCACCUAUCCAAGAAACAAGUGACAUCAACUCUUUUCCAGCCCUACAUAGAAGAAAUUUGUGAAAGCCUUCGAGGCAACAUUUUCCAAAAAUUUAUGGAAAGUGACAAGUUCACUCGAUUUUGUCAGUGGAAAAACGUAGAAUUAAAUAUCCAUUUGACCAUGAAUGAUUUCAGCGUACAUAGGAUCAUUGGACGAGGAGGAUUUGGUGAAGUAUACGGUUGCAGGAAAGCAGACACUGGAAAAAUGUAUGCAAUGAAAUGCUUGGAUAAGAAGAGGAUCAAGAUGAAACAAGGAGAAACAUUAGCCUUAAAUGAGAGGAUUAUGUUAUCUCUUGUGAGUACAGGGGACUGUCCUUUCAUUGUCUGUAUGACUUAUGCCUUCCAUACUCCAGAUAAACUCUGCUUCAUCUUGGAUCUGAUGAACGGGGGCGAUUUGCACUAUCACCUUUCACAGCAUGGGGUGUUUUCAGAGAAGGAGAUGCGGUUUUAUGCCACUGAAAUCAUCCUGGGGCUGGAACACAUGCACAAUCGGUUUGUUGUUUACAGAGAUCUGAAGCCUGCAAAUAUCCUCUUGGAUGAACACGGACACGUCAGGAUAUCCGAUCUCGGUCUGGCCUGUGACUUUUCCAAAAAGAAGCCACAUGCAAGCGUUGGCACCCAUGGGUACAUGGCUCCCGAGGUGCUGCAGAAGGGGGCAGCGUAUGACAGCAGUGCCGACUGGUUCUCCCUGGGUUGCAUGCUUUUCAAGCUUCUGCGAGGGCACAGCCCUUUCAGACAACACAAAACCAAAGACAAGCAUGAGAUAGACCGAAUGACCCUCACCGUGAAUGUGGAACUCCCAGAGGCCUUCUCCCCGGAACUGCGGUCCCUCCUAGAAGGCCUGCUCCAGAGAGACGCCAGCAAGCGACUCGGCUGCCAUGGGGGCGGGGCACAAGAAGUAAAGGAACACAUCUUUUUCAAAGGAAUCGACUGGCAGCACGUCUACUUACAGAAGUACCCUCCACCCUUGAUUCCUCCCCGAGGAGAAGUCAAUGCUGCUGACGCCUUUGACAUUGGCUCAUUUGAUGAAGAGGAUACCAAGGGCAUCAAGCUUCUUGAUUGCGACCAAGAUCUCUACAAGAAUUUCCCCUUGGUGAUCUCCGAGCGCUGGCAGCAGGAAGUAGCAGAAACAGUUUAUGAAGCUGUAAAUGCAGACACGGAUAAAAUCGAGGCCAGAAAGAGAGCUAAAAAUAAGCAACUUGGACACGAAGAAGAUUACGCUCUGGGAAAGGACUGUAUCAUGCACGGGUACAUGCUGAAGCUAGGGAACCCAUUUCUGACUCAGUGGCAGCGUCGGUAUUUUUACCUCUUUCCAAACAGACUUGAAUGGAGAGGAGAGGGAGAGUCCCGGCAAAAUUUACUGACGAUGGAACAAAUUCUGUCUGUGGAGGAAACUCAGAUUAAAGACAAAAAGUGUAUUUUGUUGAGGAUAAAAGGAGGGAAGCAAUUUGUCUUACAAUGUGAGAGCGACCCUGAGCUCGUGCAGUGGAAGAAGGAGCUGACCGAGACCUUUACGGAGGCCCAGCGGCUGCUGCGCCGCGCGCCCAAGUUCCUCAACAAGUCUCGGUCCAGCGUGGUGGAGCUGUCCAAGCCUCCUCUCUGUCACAGGAGCAGCAACGGCCUCUGACACCCGGGACAGGAGGGUGUUGGGGAGAUUGGGCCUUUCAGCCCUUGACAUGGAGCCUUUUGGAGAAGUCUGAGGGUCAGAGGUUCUGUUCACUUGUUCCUGGGGCCCUUCCACGAUGGGGAGGACCCAGGACACCGAGGUGCUCCUAAUAGGAGCUGUGACUGUGCUCGGGGUCCGGGACUGGCCUCUCAGCCUCCAGUGCCUCCUGCGCAUCACAUCUGUCUCUGCUUGAAACUACUGAAGAAACAAACAAAAGUUCUUUCCCUUUGUUCCCCACCUGUUUGGGUGGACAUGAACCUCCAAACUUGAAAUGAUCCCUGCUUAUCACUUCAGUUUGUAUGUCUGAUAUCAAACCUAUCUUAGACUUGCCAAGUGGGAGUGCAGCCCCUGACGGCAUUGAGGCUGGACGGCCCGAGCACUGCCCUGUGGCACCUAUGGGGCUCGCACGUGUCCACUCCAACACCACUGGAUGGGAGGUCAGCCGUGCGCUUCAGCAUCGACUUCCUGAGGCCCCAGCCUGCGAGCUGAAGAUACUUUCUGAGACGGUUGCACGUGGGCCCCCACUGUGUGAGCGGCAGCAUCCAGGUACCUGCCCGCCUCCGACAGAGAGCAGAGGUGGGGAGUCAUCCAUCACCGAAGGCGUUUAGCAGCGGGUCGUUGGAAGGCUUUACAGGGAUUCCAAAGGACAGGCAGUGGGGUUUUAACUUUCAUGGCAACAGUGAUUUUCAGAAAUCGUCAAAUAAACAAAUUGCACUUUCACAUGUCUGGGUGUGCACAGACACUUGGGGGUAAGUCUGUCCUGGGCCCUGACAAUAAGCAGUUUUAGGAUACAGUCGUUCUGGUUCCUUCUGCCUGCCCUUGGGACACAUAUCCGUAAUGGAUGCAUAUAGGAAGGAAAGAAUUGCUCUGUUUCACAUUAUAGUAUAGUUUAAAAUGAAUUUUAUUGACAAAAGAAUGCUGAAGAAUGAAUGUGUUGAAAUGAGUUAACCGUGUAUGUUGACUUUCAUGUUAUCCUCCACCGGUCCUUAGUAAGUGGUCCUUGGCCCCGGGUGGGUCGUCCCACAGCGUGACAGCAGUGGAGCAGGAAGGCCGGUCGCCUGAUCCCUGGGGCAUCUUAUCUUCUCUUCACAGUCUGUUCUACAAUGCGUUCUGCGCCCUUUUCUCGCCCCCAAUAAAUGCCGGGCUGUAAGAACCAGUGUGUUUCCCAGUGAAGUCUCUCUGUCAUCAGACUAGAAAUAAUAACAAUAAUUUUUAAAGUCCACAUAUUUGUCUUAUUCUUAGUGCAAUCUUGUUGUAUGUUUCUAAGUCAACUACUAACAAUAUAAAUAACUUAACAUUAUCAUUAUCUGCAUCCUGCCCUCGAUAUUUUUAGUGGCUCCAAAUCUCUGUGCACUGUGUUCUUUGAGAAAGUGAGGACUUCUUAAUGAAAUUAUAUUUUGAGAGUUUGGAAGAUAAUUACUGAAAGUUUUUAUAUUUCAUAAGAGUCGCCUUGGAAAAGAAAUCUGGAGGUCGACUCUCCAUCUCAACUGCUAGUUGAGGUUUAAAUUAACAUCCACGUUCUACUCUGCUAUUUCCAGUAGAGGAGGACAGAUGCACUCUUUACAUGCAUCCCCCUGGUUUAAAAGGGAAGAACAGUGUUCACAUUCUGCUUUUUAAAAAACCAAAACCAAAAAACCACUAGCAACAGAAAAGUAACUGUUUCUCGUAAAGGGCGAGCACCUUGCGGCCGUAGUUAAUGACAUUUGUUACUGCUGUCACCCCCUCCACUGCCAGCUCCCAUCGCUCAGCAUUUGCAGGUUAGAAAUUGCUAUAUCCCAAGCUUCUGCGGGACAUUCGAGGCUGUCCUGUCAAGAAGGGCACAGAUUCCUUCAGGAUCCGGGCUUAACGUCUGCCAUUUCACACCUAGGACAUUAGCCAGGCCAACCUGCAGCUCUUUGAAAGAUAGCAUUUUUGCUCUGGAGUAGAACAUGAGGUUGAUCUUUUAGAAAGGAAACAUAAAUUGGGAAAUAUCCUGAGAGCACUUUUGCCUCAAACCUAAUUUCCAGUGUUGGCGUCUUGUGUGGCCAGGCUUCUGCCUACACUUGUCCCUGCAGCCAUUCUGACAGGGCCAGCGUCUCUGCUGCCAGACGGAAGGUGCUUCUGGGACCCUUCUGUGCCAGCACGUUGUGCCUGCAUGGCCAGCGAAGGCCACUGGUGUAGAGAUCUUGGUAUACUUGGUUGGCUAUUUCAGAGAGUUUUAAGAGCAUUACAUCAUUCUUAGAUGUUUGACCCUCCCUACGUUUAGAACAUUAAAAAGGACAAAAUUCACACACUUUCUCAUUCAAAGAAGAUAAACUUGAUACUAUUUUUGUAAAGCUAUAAUGUCUUGAUUCCAUAAAUCAAGGGAAUUAAUAAAGCAAAGUCUAAAGACUCUAAGAUGGCUUUGAGCUGCUAUCCAACAUAGAUGGAAGAAAUUAAAAACUUUAGUGACUCCAAGGUUAUUUUUUUAAGUUAAAAUAUUCUCUCUGGUGCAUUUGUCCCUUCAUGGCAUUGAGAGUCAUGGUUUUUCCCUCUACUAUCAUGUAAGUAUGAUUUUUCAGCAAAACUUCUAGAAAUUAGCUGCUUCGCCACUAAUGCAAAUGUCUCCCCACUCAUGCCUCUGAUUGGCCAAUCUGCACACAUUACAGUUUCAAAAUUUGUGUGGAAAAAGUAGGGCCAGAGAUGAAGGAAAGCAAACAUCCUGCCCAAGAAAGGCCACCACCGCCACAACACGCAACCACAAGAUCUAGCCUGAUGUGUGAUUUGAAAUAUGCCAUAUGGAUACUAGAAACAAUUGUUUUAAGGCCCUUACUGGCCAUUAUAAAAUAUCCUUUACCAAUUGACAGUGAAUUUUAACUCCGUGAAAAAGAACAAAGUGUGGUUUUUCUCUGAUGAUUCAAAAAAUUUCACUUGGAAUUUGUAGUUGGGCCAGUUCAAUACAGUGUUUGACUUUUCAGUGGUUUUUCAUAUCAAGAAGAGAAACAAAUUCUCAGAGUCGGACCUUUUUCACAUAAUGUAAAUCUGUAAAAUGUACUUUGAAAUGUGCUGGUGUUAAGAGAAGACUUACUUUGUAGGACUUAGUCAUACAUAGAUUUUUUUUUUUUUCCCUCAGUAAUUUUUUUCAGGGAAGUGUUUCUGGGUCAUUCAGAGAUGGCUGAUGACUUACGUCCUCCCCACCCCUGAGGACCAACUCGUUUGUGCCCAGAGAGGAGGUGGGCUUCACCGGAGUCUGUGGCAGGUGGUGUCUGGGAGUCAUGGGCUGUAGGGAUGGGUGAGCGAGUGCCAGCCAGCCAAGAACAGUGGUAGAAAUGGGGCGAAGGAAGGAAAGCAUUAACUUGCAGGUGAAAAAGCCAUUCCCUUUACACCAAGCACCAAGGAAAUAAAGUUGGCUAAUUCUUUUCCUCCUUACAAUGGGAGUUGAAUAGUAAUUACCGUGAGAUAUAGUCACUUUAUUUUCAAUUAGAGUUGCUGAACUUAUGGACAGGCCAUCGGCUUUCCAUCAGGGCUCUGCACACCCUCCAGCACCCUCCAGGAAGGCACCCAGCACCCAGAGUUAACACCUGUCUGUGUGUGCCUCGCAGCCACUGGGAUGGCCAGGCACAGGAUCUGGGGCCUGGGGCCCUGAGGCCAGCCGCAGACCUCAUUGCUCAUCCACUGGAGCCGCAAGAAGACCCCCAGAAUAACAGCACAUUGCUUGCUGUUUGAGCCAUGCCCACUUGUAGAGUGAGCUUUAGCAGUUUAAAUUUUGAAAACGUUUCUUCCUAAAGAUCUACCAUGAUUUUCCCUCCCAUGAAAGGUUGACUCCAGACGUCUGAAUUAAUCAGUUACUUAUAAAUUCAUAUGAAUAUCAAUUUUUUCUUUUUACCCAGGCCACAUUUCAAAGAGGUUUUUAUUUUCUUGUUGAAUUAAUGAAAACCGAACUCUGAAAUGAUACCAUUUCCUCAAGUCGUAAUGUUAGAUUUCUUUCAGCCUCAAAGACCAAUAGACCUGCUUUUUUAUAGCCGAAGGACAAGGAUGCCUUCCCCACCUUGCCCAAUGCCCAGCCACUCACUGAUGUGGCCGGGGGGCACUGAUCGGUAAAUGCAGCACCCCAAAUGUUAAAUUACCUGUAUUUAAACAUACACACGUACUCCGUACAGAAAAUGAGUUAGUAGUAUAUGCAUUUCAUCAAAAGCCUGCAGAAACAAAAACUGUGUUUUAAAGUUUCAGCAACUCCCAUUCUUAUAGUAAACUCUCCUAUACACCACAAUCUCAAAACCAUCUCUGAAAACUGGUAACUCUGCUUCCAUAUUUAAUUUCGUCCUAAUAUAAAAACGUCUUUCAUGUAAGGGUAGGGAAUGGAAAACUAUUUCUAACCAUGCACUCAUAAUUACAAAAGGACUUGAAAUUUAAUUCCCCGUGUCUCAGUUGAUUAUAUCCCAGGUUGUAUAUAUUAUAUGUGGUUUAUAAGCUAAACACUGGCCAUUUUUUUAAGUUCUAUUGUAAAAUCGUAUUUUUCUAUGUUUUAACUAAUUACAGUAGAUUUGGCUUUUUCUGAGUAACAUAAAGAUUGCUAAACGACAUAUAUUAAAAAACAGAGUUCUAUUUUAGCACAAAAGCAUUUUAUAUUAUUUAUUGAAUCCUUACAUUUGUUGUCAUCAGAAACAUUCCUUCUUUCUGCUCCUUUUUAUUUGUAUAGUUUGUUAUUUAAGGAGACGGCAGCCCUUUCUGUGUUUCAUAAAGUGGAAAUGAUGCACACAGCAUUAUUGUGGGGCAAACAUCCCCCCUCACUGCCAUGGACUGUUUGCAACAAAAGCUCACCCUCUGGUCUGUGCUGAGACAUAUGCGCUUCCUGGGCAACAUCUGACAGCCACCUUGCCGAGAAAUACUGCUUUCAUCUACCUCUUCAGAAGGCCUCCUGCUUGUUGACAGGCACCCCCAAAUGCUUGCUUCUAGACUGGCUGCAUUAUCAAAGAAUCUCAAACACAUUUCGGCGGGAUUCCCUCUUGAUGUCAAUGUUAAAGCCACAGCAUCAUCUAAGCCAGCGGGGCAGGUAGAUAGAUAGCCCUUCUGCAUCGUUCUGGAGCCCAGAACCGCCUGCAGAGCAUCAUUUCCUACUCUGAUUGUGCCAAAUCCCUGGAAUCCGUCCUGCCAUCGCCAGGAGAUUCGACUGUUGCACCUGAUUUAUCAAGUACUAAACGGGAGGUCGGUCCUCAGCACUUGUUACAAGUGGCCAGCCGUGAUUAAAAACACCCCUUCCAGGAGGAGCGCAUUUGAACGUAACCACCCCCACCCCUUGCUGUCUCAAAAUGGUUUGGAAAAUGGGGUCCUAAAGACUAAUGCCCUCGUAUGUGAUUAAAUCUUGGCCAGAGGCCCUAUUCUUGAGUUGACGGACCCUCAAAGAUUUCUGUGAGCUAGGAUGGAUGACCGGUCUCUGGGAGAGGGGGUUCCUCCUCACGUGUUGACAUUUCUCUCCGCCCUGUCUUCCUCGCUGGGUAGCCAUCAAUGUGGCAACAUAUUCACUAUAUUCUUGGCAACCUGUCACACCCUUUAAGAAAGAAAUCCGUGUUCUCUUGUGCGUUGCCCUACGAGGUGAAGCCGGUGAAUUAGGUAUUGUCAAUCUAGAUGUUGUACCUAUAAAAUGAUCAUUUGUCUUGGUGUCUCUUUGCAUUGAUUGUGCCAGUGGAAGUUUCUAGCCCUCUCCUAGUACACACUUAACUAGUGCACGUUGGAAGUCCUAUCCUUCGGGAGACGUCGUUCCACGCCUGCGGUCACCCACCCUGUGCGGGGCACGUACUGUCAUUUGGUAUCACCGUCUUUCACAGCUAUUUUGGAGCAGCUAGGCUGGUUUCUUCUGUUGAUAAAUUGCUUCUAUAAAAUCUCAAUAAAAAGGCUCUGUACAAAGAUA